UCUUCCGGAGAAACACAACGCUGGAAGCAGGCGGAAUACAUCAACGAAGUAGCUUCAAACUGUUACUACUAAAUAAGCUUUUUAUUUAAAAGUUGUGUAGUUUUACUGGGCCACACAGCUACGUUCUCCCUCCAUGCUGUUGUGCCGGGUGUCGGCUGUAGGCCAGACGUUACUGAGAUGGGGACGGAGGUCACAGCGGGGAGACGGCCUCCUCCACCGGGCGGUCUCCUUCAGCUCCAGCCGCUGUCAUGGUGCGAGCUCGGGAGAGGAGAGUGCUCAGCCGGCAGAGAACGGCUCUGCUCAGGCACUGUACCGGGAUACAGUGCUUCUUCCCCGCAGUGAUUUCCCCAUGAAGCUGACUGGACAGAAACUUCUGGACCGAGAACUGGAGAUACAGAAGAUGUGCAGAUUUGCAGAAUUGUAUUCCUGGCAGAGAGCGAGGAAGGCAAAGAAAGAGUUCUGUCUUCAUGAUGGACCCCCGUAUGCUAACGGAGAUCCUCACGUAGGCCAUGCACUGAACAAGAUCCUAAAAGAUAUACGUAACCGUUUUGAGAUCUUGAGGGGGCGGCAGGUCCACUACAUCCCAGGCUGGGACUGUCAUGGCCUACCCAUUGAGCUGAAGGCUCUUGGGGAGUUGGAGACCAGCAGCCUUGAACCACUUCAGAUCAGACAGAAAGCACGGGCAUUUGCAGAGGGGGCCAUAGCUCGUCAGAAGGCUGCCUUUCAGCGCUGGGGUGUUGUGGCAGACUGGGACCAGUGCUAUUACACAUUUGAUGGGGCCUAUGAAGCAGCUCAGCUCAAAGUAUUCCAGGAGAUGCACAGCAAGGGGCUCAUCUACCAGGACUACAAGCCUGUUUUCUGGUCUCCUUCAUCCAGAACGGCUCUAGCAGAGGCUGAGUUGGAGUACAAUCCUGAGCAUGUGAGCAGAGCUAUCUAUACCACAUUCCCCCUGAGCACACUGCCUCCUAAGAUAGCCUCAGACAUAGCUGGUCUGGAAAAUGUCUCAGUGUUGGUAUGGACUACCCAGCCUUGGACCAUUCCUGCAAAUCAAGCCGUCUGCUACAUGCCAAAUGCACAGUAUUCUCUUGUGAAGCGAGAAGACAACUCUCAGCUGCUCUUAGUGGCCACAGAGCGCACAGCCAGCUUGGCAGCACUGCUUGGUACAGAGCUGGAGAGUGUACACACCUUCACAGGCUCCCAGCUUGAAGGAGGGGUCUGCAAACAUCCUACGAUUCCAGACAAGGAUGUACCAUUGUUGCCAGCCAAUCAUGUGACCAUGGGAAAAGGAACGGGAUUGGUCCACACAGCUCCGGCUCACGGCAUGGACGAUUACAGUGUGGCUUCACAUUUUAAGCUGUCAGUGGAGUGUAUGGUGGAUGAGGAUGGAAAGUUCACUGAGCUUGCCGGCCCUGAGCUGCAGCAUCUUUCUGUAAUGACAGAAGGCACAGAGAAAGUAAUCUCCAUGCUGAAGGAGUGUGGAGCCUUGGUGAAGGAGGAGCAGUGCGUCCACAGUUACCCGUAUGACUGGAGGACUAAACAGCCUGUUGUCAUCAGACCCAGCAAACAGUGGUUUAUCAACACAGCCUCACUUAAAGACAAAGCCAAGGAGGCAUUGCAGAAGGUGCAUAUUUUACCUGAGUCAGCUCGGAGCAGCUUGUUGGCCAUGUUGGACAGACGGACUUACUGGUGCAUCUCCAGGCAGAGAAGCUGGGGCGUCCCGAUCCCCGUCUUCUACCAUAAAGAGACUGGAGAGGCUCUCAUUAACAAACACUCAGUGUCCCAUAUUGCAAAGCUUUUUAAAGAAAAGGGAAGUGACUGUUGGUGGGAGCUUCCUAUUGAGACUCUGCUGCCAGCAGAGGUGCUGAAGAAGAGUAAAGCAGGUGCAGCAUCUGACUUUGUUCGAGGAGAGGAUGUUCUCGACAUCUGGUUUGACAGCGGGGCAUCCUGGGCGGCUGUGCUAGAAGAGGAGAAGGAGGCAGACUCUGAAGAGCCUGAGUCUCAUCUCAGCUGGCUUCCUGCUCCACUUCGCAAACCUCUGGUCACAGAAUCAGACUCAAGGGCAGAUGCGUACGUUGAAGGGAAGGACCAGAUUGGAGGAUGGUUUCAGUCCUCACUGCUCACUAGUGUUGCUGUGAGGAAUAAAGCUCCCUACAAGUCUCUGGUGGUUCAUGGUUUCGCUGUCAGUGAGAAAGGAGAGAAAAUGUCCAAAUCUGUGGGGAAUGUGGUCGAUCCUGAUGAAGUCAUUAAUGGAGGGAAGGACUCCAGCAUGCCAGCGUACGGAGCAGACGUGCUGCGUUGGUGGGUGGCCGAAUCUAACGUCUUCUCUGAGGUUCAGAUUGGACCGACGUCUCUCAACUCAGCCAGAGACAGCAUCAACAAGUUGAGGAACACUCUGAGGUUCCUGCUCAGUAACACAUGGGGCUUUGAUCCUCGAGUUCAGGCUGUGGAUCCCAAAGAGAUGCACUACAUCGACCAGUACAUGUUACACCUGCUUAGAGAGUACAGCAUGAAGGUGACGGACGCCUACAGUGAGUUUGAUGCUGGCAGGGUCAUCCGUAUCCUCCAAGCCUUCAUGACCAGAGACCUCUCUAGUUUUUACUUCAGCAUCAUCAAAGACCGGUUGUACUGUGACCCAGAGGACUCUUUGGGCAGAAGAUCGUGUCAGACGGUUUUAGAGGAAAUUCUGGAUGGAGUCACCAGAUCUAUUGCUCCCAUCCUGCCUCAUCUAGCAGAAGAAGUCUAUCUACAUGCACCAGGACAUGAUGAAGGAGAGACAUUAUUUCAGAGUGGCUGGGUCAAAAGCAGCUCUGUGUGGAGGAGACCAGGAUUGGAGGAGGCAGUGGAGGGAGCAUGUGCAAUCAGGGAUUCCUUUCUGUCAUCUAUACCUGGGAAAAAUGCAUCUCUCUAUGACCUCACCAUCGCUAUUGAACCUGGGCUGCUGUUUGAGCUCAUGGAGUCCCUCCAAGAAGAACCGUCCUCCACCUCCUCUCAGCUUGCUGAGCUGAUGAUGGUGGCACGGGUCAACCUGACCAGUGAGCUUCCCCGUGACCUGCCCCAUGAUGCUGUGCUGAGCCACGGCACCUUCCUUAUCAAUCUGGAGGGUGGCGUUAUCCGUGAGGACAGUGCUUACAGUAUUGCAGUUGUUCCAACCUCUGGUUUGCGAUGUCCACGAUGCCGCCGCUACACUGCUGAGUCAGCAGACUGCCUGUGCCCGCGCUGUCAGAGCAUCAUCUCAAAGGCUCACUGACAAAUCACCAACAUACUGUCAUCAUGAUGACCAGCAAACACCACCUAGACCUGCACACCGACCAGGUUUAUGAUCGUCGUCUCCAGGAGCUGAAAAACGGACUCCAGAUCAGCUGCUGCCUCACUCCAGUUUUCUCAGUAUUUGGAAUUUUGCCUGAGCUUAAAUGACAUUGAGCAUUCACUGGGUAAGAACGGCCCUGAUAACAUCCAAACAGGCUGUUCUUCAAUGUGCUUCAGACUUCACUGUUGUUAUGCACUUAAACACUUUGCUAAAACAGCAGAAAUAAGAAUCCAAACAGCAAGUGUGUGCUGUGGCCUGAAUGUGCAGGUUUUACUUCAAAAUCUACAAUCAGCAUGAGCAGAUUGUUUACUGUAUAUAUUGUCGGUAAGAUUUUGAUUAGAGGGGGAUAUUGAACUGAAGGCUUAUUGUUGUUUUAUGUGUGGAUGGAAAAGAAAUGUACUAUGAAGAGUGUCACUGUGUGACAGCAGUAGAGAAGUGAUUUUGGUUGUGGGAAUGUUUCUUUUUUGUAAAAUAAACCCCGGUCCUUUUUAAUUUUACCAUCAGACUGAUGCUUGUAUGAAAAUGGUGUAUCUAAAUAUAAAUAAAAAAAGUUUUAUUGCUGAAUUUA
Messenger RNA from Cheilinus undulatus (humphead wrasse), 3875 nucleotides. It is a transcript of the gene iars2, whose product is annotated as isoleucyl-tRNA synthetase 2, mitochondrial. The record is from RefSeq and is a predicted model, not a curated record. The transcript is spliced from 24 exons. The coding region runs from base 134 to 3247 and encodes 1037 amino acids. Gene Ontology annotation, cellular component: cytosol. NCBI's taxonomy places the organism in Eukaryota, Metazoa, Chordata, Actinopteri, Labriformes, Labridae. Gene Ontology annotation, biological process: isoleucyl-tRNA aminoacylation. Gene Ontology annotation, molecular function: tRNA binding; isoleucine-tRNA ligase activity; aminoacyl-tRNA deacylase activity.